UUUCAGAUUAUGUUCCUCGAUGGAGCCUUAUGAAGACGAGAAUCGUUAUGGGAAAAGGAUGCAGAAUACAAGCAGAAUUCCUAUUGUCAAAUUCACGAAAGCAAGAGGACAUUCAACAUCUCCACUUUUAUCAUUUCGUCAUAGUGAUGAUAGCGAGGACAGUGGUCGAUUUGUCGUAUCGUUCGAUGAUUCAGUUUAUGCAAAUCAAUUCAGCCAAGUGGAAAAUAUUAAUAAAGACCAAACCUCCGAACAACCAGAACACUCUAGAUCACAGCAAUUUUUGUCGGUUUUGUUGCGAGAAACAAGUAGUUGCGGUAGUGAUUCGAUUGCUUCAUGCAGUUUCGAAAGUAAAAUUGCAGAAACCUCGAGAAAAAAAUUGCGAACGGCUUCCUCUUCUGUCCAUCGACCUGAAUUACUUAGUGUACGAAUCAGUGAUCAGGAUUUAAUUAGCUCCAAUGAUUCAUCAUUUCGGGCUGAAAAUGUGUCUCGUCUAAGUGCCGUUUUUGGUAAAGCUAAGAAUAGAGGGCGUAAGCUGGUGCAUUCACAUAAGAACAAAAAAGUUACAAGAAAUACUCACUCGCUUGAAGAAGUCCAUCAAGUGAUCAAUAUUGGACGAGAUGCACUUGGUAUAGAGCCUGAAAUUGAACUGCAAAACAAAGAAUAUGCAACAAGAGAAUCGCCGUCUGCAAAUAAGGUCGCAGUAAUUCGACCAUCAUCGUUUUUCGACUCGUUUCAUGCGUUUAAAGCCGUUGGAAGCGAAGGAGAUAAAGUUUUGAAGUUUGAACAGCCAUGGAUGUUUCAGGUUUUGAUCAAAAGGCAUCAAAUUUUGCCUUUUUUACGACAUCGCAUCAUUUCUGCGCUCCUACUUCUUGUAUUCUCGAUUCUCUCUCCUGGUUUCAUAAGCGGUUUUCUUUGGGGUUUGUACAUAUCAUUUGUGUACUUUCUAUACUUUUUUGUAUCUGAACCGGUGAAUACAAAUCUUCCUGUACAUAGCGAUGUUGUUUUGAACCUAUCGGAAGAGUUUAAGGAACAGGAAACUUCAAGAAAUAAAGUAUAUAAGGGCUGGAUGAAUGAACUUCGUGGCAAGUACCAUUCAUCGACUUAUCAUGUAAAUAAUGCUAAGACUGUGCUUGUAUGUCUCGAUGGUAAUUUAUUGCGUAUUUCACGUCCAGAACGAGCUGUUCUCAAGCAUGCUUUCCAUACUGAUCCAACAUUAACGGAGGCAGAACCAAAGAUUUUGAGUCAAAGUAUAUACAAUUUAACGGGAGCCACGGUUACCCUGCGGCCCAAACGUUUGGCAAGAAGACGUUGGUGGAGUCGUAAGUAUCCUAUACAUAUUCGCUUAUCUUCUAGAAAUAGCGAAAUAUCAACAUUCCCAUUACUUGGAAGGUCACUUUCUAUAAAUGAAGAAAUCGAAUUAGCAAAGUCUUCAUCAAGCAGUGACGAAGAAUGUAAUACAAAUGGAUGCAAGAUAGUUGGAGGGAAAAAAAGCAAAAUAAGAUCACCAGAAUUAGUUGAAGCAAUACAUGAGAAUGAUAUGAAACGCCCUUCGCAGGAAAACCUCAAUGGAGAUUCGCAAACUGACAAGGAAAAUUCAGAUGCUACUUCAUGCUCUGAUGAAUCUGGAAAUAAUCGAAGUAAGGAUGUAGCAGAAAACCGGAGUUUGUACUUCUUUGUUCGUAGUGCUAGGGAAAAAGAGCGUUGGUUUCACAGGUUACGAGAAGCGUGCAGUCAAUGCAGUACGGGAAUUGCGGCUGCAGAAAUAACGCCUCCAAGAAGUAAUGUGGAAGAAGUUUCACCAAGUCGUCGUUUUUCAUUUCCUCUAUCAGCUGCUUAUUCAGAUUCGUUGAAAUUUAGUUUGGAAUAUUUUCUUUACGUCAGCAAUCGCAUACAGUUUGAAAAGUGUAUUGAUGAAAUCUUUAAAAUUUCACGCGAGGAUAACGAAAAACGAACUGAUGGCAAUGUUAUCUAUAUGGAUUUGGGGCGUAACAAAUGGAGCCCUGGGAAAGCUGACAGUGGCUCGCAGCUUGUAAUGUCUGUAAACGCUUUAACUGCUAGAAUAUUUUAUGAUUUUUGUCGAGAUGCAUAUUGGUGCAAGAAGGUACAGGACAAAAUUCAGUCCAAACUAGCCACUCUUAAUUUGCCAUACUUUAUCGAAAUUCUGGAGCUUUCAAAUUUGGAUUUUGGCACUGCACCACCUGAAAUAGUCGCUGUUCAUUCACCUAUUCUGGAUGAUUGGGGACUUUGGAUUGAUUUUGAGUUGAAAUAUCGCGGUAGAAUACAUUUGACAUUGGAAACGAAAGUCAAUUUAAUGAAACUGAAAGAGGGAAUGCACAAGAAUGAAGUAUGCAGAAAGGUUAGCAAAAUGAAGAUCCCGAUGCGCGUUCAUCGCUAUUCUGACUCCGAUUUACCAGAAUCUCCCGAAAAUAGUCCAGAUGAAGAUUUUGGUUCCAAAAUGGAGAAAAUUCAGAUUACCAAAGAAAGUACGGGCAAAAAGUUACUGAAUGUGGUCGAUAAAAUAGCUAGCAGUAAUAUAUUCCAAGGUGCCUCCGAAUUCCGACCUGUAAAAAAGAUGAUGGAGGGUAUAUCAUCGACACGUUUAUUACUAAAUGUUGACGUAAUACACUUGAAGGGCACCAUGACGAUUAACAUUCCUCCACCUCCUUCUGACAGACUUUGGUAUGCAUUCCGUACUCCGCCGGAGCUUUCUAUCAGGAGUGUUCCUCAAGUGGGUGACAGAUUAGUGGAUAUGAGUACCGUCUCCAGCUGGAUUGAAAAUAAGCUUCGUUUACUGUUAGAGAAAAAUUUGGUUUGUCCAAAUAUGGAUGACCUGAUCGUUCCUGUAAUGAGUGGUAAUAAACUUUUAAAUGGUGGCUAUAAUUGCUGA
Molecule: messenger RNA, 2887 nt
Organism: Loa loa (African eye worm)
Lineage: Eukaryota; Metazoa; Nematoda; Chromadorea; Rhabditida; Onchocercidae
Exons: 23
Coding region: 20-2887 (955 amino acids)
Cellular component (GO): endoplasmic reticulum
Molecular function (GO): lipid binding
Source: RefSeq, a predicted model, not a curated record